AUGGGACAAAAUAAAUCCUCUCCUGCAAUUGCAAAUUCAUUCUCUGAUUAUAUUGAUAGUUCUUCGAGUGAAACGACAUUUAUUCCUCAUGAUGAUGGCUGGAGUGAUGAUGGAAAUGAUUAUGAGAAUUGGUUGGGCACCUCCGAUGAGUCAGAAUUCAUGGAACCACAAUCAUCAUCACAUUCUCCUUCAACAACAAGUAAUGGAAGGAAAUCAUUCAAGUCACCAUCACCAUCAUCAUCAGCUGCACUCGAUUCAAAAUUUAGUGCAUUGGAAUCAUCAAGUGAAACACAUCACCACACAAUAAGCGAGAAAUCCAAUGUUUUUAAAUCUCUCAACUCUAAAAUUACCUUCCAUAUGGAUCAUGUCGUUGUGAGGAGAAGAAACAAGAAACUGUGGACCAAUAAUUCACCACCCCAAGAGGAGCCAAAUGCAAAUUUGUGGUAUAUUUGCGAAAAGUAUACUAAAUUAAAACGAUUGGAUGAAAAACAUGGAAAUACCUAUUCAGCAACAGAAGUUGCACACAAAAAACAAUCUUGUGGAACAUCGGAAUUUACAAACAGUCAAAACAAUCUCCAACAAGCUAAACAAUUUUCAUCUUCUUUAUAUUCAUCAAACAGUAGACAAGUUGUUGUAAAAUUCUUCAAAUGCACAAUUAAUGAAUGGUACAGCUACUCUCAUCAAUCAGGUUCUUUCCCUUUGGAAAGAUAUAUUGAAGAAUUGAAAAAUUAUUGGUAUAUGACUUUUCAUAACACGAGAAGAGAUGAAAAGAAGGUGGAUGACAAGUUUUUCAAGAUUUAUGUGGAUAAGAAUUUUUUCAAUUCUCCAUCUGGAAAUCAACAAGUUCUUGUCAUGCUUGUCAUGCCAUACUUUGACAGAAAUUUAAGCUCAGUAAUCUCAAAACAAAAGACAUUGGGGAAAAAUCUCUCAUUACUGGAAGCUAUCUUGCUAUUCAAACAAAUAUUAGCUCCUGUUGUACAGAUACAUCAACUGGGAUAUUCCCAUCAUAAUUUAAAACCUGAAAACAUAUUCUUAGUACCACAUACUACAAAUAAUCGAGUAACAAGAUCCUUUUUUUCAAAAAAGAGAUCAGAUUCUAUGACCAGUCAAACUUCAACUGAACAAACUUAUGAUGUCAUAUUGACAGAUCCUUUUCCAAAAAUUUCCAUAUUACAAAAAGCAGGCUCAUCCAGUCUGAGUGAAAAUAUCAGAAGAAGUAUGGCAACUCAACAUUUAUUAUCAGAUGCUGCCCUUUCUUCAGAAAGUUUUAGGAGGAGUUCUUGUGUUGCCAUUGAUGGACAAGGUGGAUCUCCAUCUCCAAGUGCUUCCAUACCCAAUCCAUCAGGUUCUAUCCAUUUAACAUUUAUGAUUACUGGAAACAAAUUCCUUAACGAUUUUAAAUUAUUCCCAAAUAGAUAUUCAUUCGAUCAAAAAUCAAUUACAGAAUACCACUCCCCUGAGCUAAAAGAUCUUAUCACUAAUGGUCCAAAAAAGAAUAUUUAUAUUAGGAGUUCAUCGCCUAUAUGGGCCUCUCAGAAUUUAAACAUUUCAAGUGACAAUGAUCUGGAAAGUGUUUGCAGUAUUAACAUUAAGGAAUCGAUAUCUGAGACACUUAUCAAUUCCUCAGAUAUUUAUUCACUAGGUAUACUGUUCUACCAAAUACUAGGUUUAGAUUUGUCUUUAGAAACUCUCAUUAAUGCCACUUCUAUUCAUGCCAAACGAGUGUACAUUAGAGAGAUGAUUUUAUUGAACUAUAGAUAUGAUACAGAGUUUUUAGAUUUAUACGAGAGAUUGGUCGAUAUUAUUGUUAAUCAAAUGUUGACAGUGCAUCCUGAGGAGAGAAUACUAUCCAAAGACCUCUAUGAAACAAUUGAAGAUAUUGAAAUGCUUUUGAGAAGAGGAGUACAAAACAUAUAUUGGGAUACUGAUAAAUCAAAUAAUACGCAAAUAAGCCUGUUUCAACGCUCUUCACAAUCAACAAGUGCAUUUACCAUGACUGAAGAGGAGGCAGAGUCUAUUUAUUCGAAAAUGAUGGUACUUCAAUAUGGUUCUUUCAAGUUAGAUAUUUUGAAAAAGAUCAACUCAUUAUCUAAUUUUUCUCCUGUUAAAGGAUCUUCAGCUCCUUACCAAACCAAUGAAAGUUCUAAAAAACACAAUCUGGUUGCCCUCAGACUUCCAACCCCUUUGGAUGACAUUGAAGAUCAAGAGGAUUCCUUCUCUGCACUAGAUAAUAUGGAGGUACAGGGUUUGUACAAACCAUCAAGAAGAGUACUCUCACUGACACAGUUAGGUUUUACUCCAGAAGUUUUUUCUAUGAGGGCCAUUAAUCAAUUUAUUAGUAUAGAAAAAUUGAAAAUUACUAAAUUUAUGGAAUCAAAGAGAGGAAAGGAAAUACUACUUGCUUCUAAAAGAAGAAAAUAUGGAAAUUCUGAGCAUACUUUCAAGAUAACAUGCUUACCCAUUAAUUCUUGUAUGACUAUUGUACCACAAACUAACUCUCAACAAAAGAACUUACCAAAGAUUGUAAAGUUACCAUACUGCGAUGAUUAUAUGGAUGAUAUCAAUAAUGUUGUCACGAAUGGAACUGAUAAUAUUGAUUUUUAUUUUAAUGGAUUUAAUAUUAUUGAUUCCAUGUUCAAUUCGUGUCAUUACACAAAAUCCAUAGCCCCUGUCAUUCACAAAUUUUCAUGGAUCAAUAUGCACUGUUUAGUAGAGCCAUUCUAUGAAAUGAACACUCUUGAUUAUUUCAUCUUAUAUAAGAGAUCUCGUUCCAAUAACGUUUCUGUUAGUGAUUUAACUCCAUCCUAUUCCUCAAAUAUCAAUUCUCUUUCCAAUACUGAAAGAAAGCCAUAUCUCGAUGAAGAAGAUAAUAAGAAUACCCUAUCAGUGGUGACCAGUAUUUCAUCUUCCCCUCCAACAAUCUUCACAACUCUCCAAGUUUGUAGAUUAGCCUCAGAAAUAGCAGAAGCCCUCAAUUACUUACACACACAAGAUAUUGUUCAUUGUCAUGUUAAUACUCAAACAAUUCUCUAUCAUGAUGACAUUGAACAGGUUCUUCUCUCAUCAUUUGAAGAAGCUCAAGUGAAAAAUUCCAAAACAAAUUGCGUAUUUAUUGCACCUGAAUACUUUUUCCAAAAUCCAACAGCGCAAAAUAUUGUUACAGAUAGACUGGACAUUUUCCAAUUUGGAAUCUUAAUGGCAGGUCUGAUAUUAGGAUUAGAAAUGGAUGCCAGUAUUGCAGUGAUUGCUAUUUGUCAAAAUGAAGAUAGAUUCGUCAAGGAAAUGGAUUAUCAAUUCGAAUUGAAAAACAUACCUAAACGAAUUUCAUCCCUUAUCAAAUCAUGUCUAGUCUCCAAUCCAAAGAAACGUAUUGGUGCUAAGGAAGCACUCUAUGAUCUAGAAGAAAUAAUCAAGAAGAAAUAA
This is a messenger RNA of Naegleria gruberi, 3423 nucleotides long. RefSeq lists its product as uncharacterized. The transcript has a single exon. Gene Ontology annotation, biological process: mitotic DNA damage checkpoint signaling; protein phosphorylation. Lineage: Eukaryota; Heterolobosea; Eutetramitea; Acrasida; Naegleriidae. The coding region runs from base 1 to 3423 and encodes 1140 amino acids. Gene Ontology annotation, cellular component: nucleus. Gene Ontology annotation, molecular function: protein serine/threonine kinase activity; ATP binding. The record is from RefSeq and is a predicted model, not a curated record.